Molecule: messenger RNA, 1536 nt
Organism: Closterium sp. Yama58-4
Lineage: Eukaryota; Viridiplantae; Streptophyta; Zygnematophyceae; Desmidiales; Closteriaceae
Source: the annotation of a GenBank genome assembly
AUGCCAGGACACUAUGCAAAUCCUCUCUCUUCGCCCCCUUUCUCUCCCCCUAUCCCUCCAUACCCUCACUCCGCCCCACCUCUCCCCUGCUUGCACUCACUUUCCUCCCUCUAUCCCUCCAUACCCUCACUCCGCCCCACCUCUCCCCUGCUUGCACUCACUUUCCUCCCUCUAUCCCUCCAUACCCUCACUCCGCCCCACCUCUCCCCUGCUUGCACUCACUUUCCUCCCUCUAUCCCUCCAUACCCUCACUCCGCCCCACCUCUCCCCUGCUUGCACUCACUUUCCUCCCGCUAUCCCUCCAUACCCUCACUCCGCCCCACCUCUCCCCUGCUUGCACUCACUUUCCUCCCUCUAUCCCUCCAUACCCUCACUCCGCCCCACCUCUCCCCUGCUUGCACUCACUUUCCUCCCUCUAUCCCUCCAUACCCUCACUCCGCCCCACCUCUCCCCUGCUUGCACUCACUUUCCUCCCUCUAUCCCUCCAUACCCUCACUCCGCCCCACCUCUCCCCUGCUUGCACUCACUUUCCUCCCUCUAUCCCUCCAUACCCUCACUCCGCCCCACCUCUCCCCUGCUUGCACUCACUUUCCUCCCUCUAUCCCUCCAUACCCUCACUCCGCCCCACCUCUCCCCUGCUUGCACUCACUUUCCUCCCUCUAUCCCUCCAUACCCUCACUCCGCCCCACCUCUCCCCUGCUUGCACUCACUUUCCUCCCUCUAUCCCUCCAUACCCUCACUCCGCCCCACCUCUCCCCUGCUUGCACUCACUUUCCUCCCUCUAUCCCUCCAUACCCUCACUCCGCCCCACCUCUCCCCUGCUUGCACUCACUUUCCUCCCUCUAUCCCUCCAUACCCUCACUCCGCCCCACCUCUCCCCUGCUUGCACUCACUUUCCUCCCUCUAUCCCUCCAUACCCUCACUCCGCCCCACCUCUCCCCUGCUUGCACUCACUUUCCUCCCUCUAUCCCUCCAUACCCUGACUCCGCCCCACCUCUCCCCUGCUUGCACUCACUUUCCUCCCUCUAUCCCUCCAUACCCUCACUCCGCCCCACCUCUCCCCUGCUUGCACUCACUUUCCUCCCUCUAUCCCUCCAUACCCUCACUCCGCCCCACCUCUCCCCGCACACUAUCACACCGCCCCCUCUCUCCCCGCACGCCAUCACUCCUAUCCCUGCCUUCCUCCCGCAUCGCGAUUCUACUCAGCCUCCCUUCUCCCCGCAUCUCGAUCCUACUUCGCCUCCCUUCUCCCCGCAUCUCGAUCCUACUCCUUUUCCAACCCCUUCUCUCCGCAUCUCGAUCCUACUCCGCGUCCCUUCUUCCCGCAUAUCGAUCCUACUCCUUUUCCAACCCCUUCUCUCCGCAUCACGAUCUUACUCCGCCUCCCUUCUCCCCGCCCGCCGAUCCGACUCCACCUCCCUUCUCCGCGCAUCGUGCUCCUACUCCGCCUCCCUUCUCCCUGCAUCUCGAUCCUACCCCGCCUCCCUUCUCUCCGCAUCUCGAUUCUACUCCGCCUCCCUUCUCCCCGCCCGCUGA